AUGGGACCCUCAGCUAGACAGACUGACGCGAUCACGGAAAGCGAACUGAACAACGGAGUUGAUUCCAAAAGUAAUAUUUUAAAACUCAAUCCAUUUAUCGACCAUGGAGUAAUUAAAGUAGGUGGGAGAUUGACUAAUGCGAAUCUACCAGUAUCACAAAAACAUCCGAUUAUACUUCCCAAGAAUCACUCCAAGACACUCUAUGGCGUUCGCGAAACCUUCUGGCCUAUCGAUGGGCGUAACACCACGCGGCACAUUGUUCGACAAUGCGUUCGAUGCUGCAGAGUGAAUCCAUGUGAAAUAAAUUACUUAAUGGGUAACUUGCCCGAAAAUCGGUGUGGUCCCGUUUUUAUUAAGGAGCGUCGCCACCGUAGUCGCGCAAAGGCAGAAACUUACGUUUGUGUCUUUGUAUGUUUUGCCACGAAAGCAGUUCAUUUGGAACUCGCAAGCGAUUUGUCCUCGGAGGCCUUUCUGGCCUGUUUAAAAAGAUUUUUCUCUCGUCGAGCUCCUCACUUUGGAGGUCUCUGGGAAGCUGCGGUCAAGUCCUUCAAAAAGCAUUUCACGCGAAUCACAGGCAACGCGCUGCUAACCUUUGAACAGUUACACACGUAUGUAGUUGAGAUGAAGGCAAUAUUGAAUUCGCGCCCUUUAACACCCCUAUCCUCGGAUCCCGACGACCUUCUUCCGUUAACCCCAGGUGACUUCCUUAUCGGAACCUCUCUGAUGAGCUUUCCACAAAAGGAUUUGCGCAACGUUUAA
This is a messenger RNA of Belonocnema kinseyi, 759 nucleotides long. RefSeq lists its product as uncharacterized. Gene Ontology annotation, molecular function: nucleic acid binding. The transcript is spliced from 4 exons. Lineage: Eukaryota; Metazoa; Arthropoda; Insecta; Hymenoptera; Cynipidae. The record is from RefSeq and is a predicted model, not a curated record. Bases 1 to 759 code for a protein of 252 amino acids.